GCAAGUGAUAAACCAAAGCAUUGUCUGAAGCAACGAAGCAACUGCUAUACAAUCUUCUACCAUAACAACUUAUCCACUUCGUCCCCCAUAACCAUCACAAUGUCUCUCUUCAGAACUAUCCCGACCCCUGGAGAAUUCGCUCCUCUCUUCCGUCUUCUUGACGACUACGACGUCCACCGCUCCACGCGCGGCCAAACUGUCGUGCAGUCCUUCGCACCUCGCUUCGAUGUUCGUGAAUCCAAUGAGGCCUACCACCUUGACGGUGAACUCCCUGGCAUUCCACAGAGCAACAUUGAAAUCGAGUUCACCGACCCUCAAACCCUGGUGAUCAAGGGCCGGUCGGAGCGCGAGUACCACUCCAACGACGAGAACAAGGCUGAGCAGGCCGAGACCGAGAAGCCAGUUCAGGGUGAAAGCAGCGAGGUUGCAAAGACCGGCGAGAAGCAGAUUUCCACCAAGAAGGCCGCUAACAAGCCGCGCUACUGGGUCAGCGAACGCUCCGUCGGCGAGUUCCAGCGCACCUUCACCUUCCCGACUCGUGUCAAUCAGGACGAUGUCAAGGCCAGCUUGAAGGACGGCAUCUUGUCCGUGAUCGUUCCCAAGGCCGUGGCUCCCUCUGCAAAGAAGAUCACCAUUCAGUAAAACCAUCAAAACAUCAUGAGCGAUACGAAGUCACGAAUUUUCCGAAUGUUUUGACUAAUCAAUUUUCGAUGUUUCAACUUCACGACUACCUAAACUUGGCUUUCAAAGGAUUUGCAUAGCAGUGGUGUUGUGGUGUUUGCUGUUGCACUCGUUCUUUUUGGUGUUUACUAGGUCAUAUUUCCUAAACGUUCCCAGAUUUCUGUACUUUUAAGGAUUACUUUAAUGAUCUAAUUCAGUUUCCAAGUCGAGGUUAAUUCAGAUUUCCUCGUGCAGCUUGAACCUAUCGAGUAAAUGUUAUUAGUGCUGGGUUUGAGACUGUAAAACAUCUUUGCUAUAUCCAAUCUACGUAUCAAGGAGGUACGGAUGUCAUCUUGUAAGACACCUCCGCACGUCUGGGAACUCCCAGCUGCAAGUUAUGACCAGUAAUAACUCACCAAUGAAUGAUC
Molecule: messenger RNA, 1088 nt
Organism: Aspergillus nidulans FGSC A4
Lineage: Eukaryota; Fungi; Ascomycota; Eurotiomycetes; Eurotiales; Aspergillaceae
Product: small heat shock protein hsp30
Exons: 1
Coding region: 100-642 (180 amino acids)
Source: RefSeq, a predicted model, not a curated record